AUGCACGUCCCGCACUGGAUUGGGUAUUCGCGUCCAACGACUAUGCCCUCAAAAACUAAGCAAUGGUGGCCACAAAAAGGGCGCAGAGGAACCCACCCCACGCGCCACUCGAUGCGGGACGCGGCGCCCACGCUUACCUUGCGAUAUGGCUGUCGGGUGAAUGCUCGGCGAUCGUGCUUACAGGAUGCGCGCCGGGGGGGCUCCCGGCACAAAAUGACGCUGUGGUUCGCAGCAGCCCCAUCGACGACGCGCCGGGGCACGCCCUUUCAUGAGCGGCUCUUGCUGAGACGGGAAUGCCAAAUUUGGCUUGGGGGAUUGGAAGUGCCGAGAUUUGCGCUGGUCAGCUGCUGGCUCCGUUCCGUUGUGAACUGUUAG
Messenger RNA from Trypanosoma rangeli, 375 nucleotides. RefSeq lists its product as uncharacterized. The transcript has a single exon. Bases 1 to 375 code for a protein of 124 amino acids. The record is from RefSeq and is a predicted model, not a curated record. Lineage: Eukaryota; Euglenozoa; Kinetoplastea; Trypanosomatida; Trypanosomatidae.